Molecule: messenger RNA, 2621 nt
Organism: Lycium barbarum (goji berry)
Lineage: Eukaryota; Viridiplantae; Streptophyta; Magnoliopsida; Solanales; Solanaceae
Exons: 4
Coding region: 1135-2376 (413 amino acids)
Molecular function (GO): DNA binding
Source: RefSeq, a predicted model, not a curated record
UAUUAAAUGUUUUGAAGGCUAAAAAGGUAUAAAAGUACAUAAAAGCAAUAAAAAUUAGGGUGACAAAUGCUCCCCUACCCCGCUUGUAUCGCCGCCGACACAUGAUCAAUUCAUAGAACGUAUCGACCAUAACCAAAAGAUCCAAACCAAAGAAGGAAAAAAAGAACAUGAAUCAUUUAAUUAAUGAAGAAAUUAAAAAGUUCGAGUAAGUGCAUCUUUAAUUAACUAACAUGUUCCCUAGCACACUCAACAAGUCGCAUGAUGAUAUCAUCCUCCUCUUUGGUAAGAUGAGCCUCGAGCCUAGCUAGUAUCUUAUGGUCCCAAACCCCCAAGUGAUGCUUACGGCGCCCAGCCAGUGGAGAAGAGGCCGCGCGACUGCCGGGGUUUCUGGGCAUCACCUUUUGGCAAAGGAUGAACAUUUGUCGAGUCGGUAUCAGAUGCUACUGCAGAAAAAACCUGUUGUUGUUGCUGCUACCAGGGAAUUGAUGAACCGGUGGUAGAAUCCUCCUGCAAAAACACCUUCUAUGGUGAGUUCCUUUAAGUGAGGUGCAAUCUGAGGUGGGUUAAAGGAACUCACCAUAGAAAGGCGUUUUUGCAGGAGGGUUUUACCACUGAUUCAUCAAUUCCCUGGCACCACUAACAACAACAGUUUUUUUCUACAGUAGCGUUUGAUUCCAAUUCGACAAAUGUUCAUCAUUUGCCAAAAAGUAAUGCCCAGAAUUUCGAAACCCCGACGGAAGCGUGGCCUCCUUCUCCACUGGCCGGGCGCCGUAAGCAUCACUUGGGGUUCGGAACCAUAAGAUACUAGCUAGGCACAAGGCUCGUCUACCAAAGAGGAGGAUGAUAUCGUCAUGCGACUUGUUGAGUAUGCUAGGGAACAGGUUAGUUAAUUUAAACAUGCACUUGCUUGAUCUUUUUAAUUCCUUCAUCACUUAAAUGAUUCAUGUUAUUUUUUUCCUUCUUUGGUUUGGAUCUUUUGUUUAUGGUCGAUAUGUUCUAUGAAUUGAUCAUGUGUCGUGGUGAUACAAGGGCAAUUGUCCUUAAAGAAUUUAAUUUCGUUUUGCACCUAACUCUAAUUUGAAAAAAAUGUUUAUGUCCAAACAAUUUUCAGGUUAAAUUGCAUUCGAAAGAAGUAUGCAAAUUCUGCCUACUUUCAUCAACGAACACAAGAAGAUGUUGGCGAAGACUUGCUUACUGCACACGAAUGAAGGGGUGUUGUGGGAAGCAAAGAUAAUGAGAAAGAAUUCCUAUUUCUGCAUCUGUGAAGGAGACUGGCCACAGUUUGUGGUGUAUCACAAACUGAGGCCAGGAGACAUCUUGCUCUUCUUACUCGUUGACAAAUCGACGUUCCUAGUCGUGCCCUACACUCAGAAAAGUGGUAGAAACUUUCGUAGGAGGCAAUCUUUCGAGGAACUCAGCAGCAACUCGGAAGAGGAGGAUAUUGAACCUUCAAGAAAUUCGAAAGAAUCAUCAUCAGUCUCUGAGGAAGAAAGCAUUGAUCCAUCCUGUUGCUCCAAAGACGGGGAAUAUCCUAGCUGCUUACAUUUAGGAGUUACAUCCAAUGUCAAAGCUGAUGAAAUGAUCCACUUGAAGAAGAAAAUUGUGGAACUAGAUUUGUUUAGGUGGCAUGUCAGUGAUCUUGACAACCCUAAGAGGCCUCUAGGUUCUUUCAUCGUUUUCAUGGAAGAGUUUAAGAAGCGGUGCCUGGAGGUGAAUCCAAACAUCAAAUCUUUUGACGCUAUCGAGAAAGUUGGCGGAGACAAGUGGAAACAGAUGUCAGAUGCUGAGAAAGCUCCUUAUGUAGUAGAGGCAGAGAAAAGGAGGGUCGAAUAUGCAAAGGUCUUGAAUCUUUAUAACCGGCUUGUGGCUGCUGAAGAAGAGGAAUCUGACAAGUCAAGGUCCGAGGUUGUUGCAUCCAAAAAUGGGGAAAAUCCUUGCUACGCACAUUUAGGAGAUAAAUCCAAUGCCAAAGCUAAUUAUGUAUUCCACACUAAGAAGAAAGCUCGGGGACUAAGAAGGCUUGCCAGGGAUCUUGAUAAACCACCUCAGAUGCCAGCAAGUGCUUACUUCAUUUUCAUGGAGGAGUUUAGAAAGCAGUUCCGUGAGCAGAAUCCAAGCAUCAAAUCUAUCGCUGCUGAAGGGAAAGCUAGUGGAAGCAAGUGGAAGCAGAUGUCAGAUGCUGAGAAAGCUCCUUAUCUAGCGGAGGAAGAGAAAAGGAAGCUAGAGUAUGCAAAGAGAAUGAAUGUGUAUAACAGGCGAGUGGCUACCGAAGAAGAGGAAUAUUCUGAUGAGUCAAGUUCCGAGUUUGAUGACGAAGAGGGAAGUGGAGAGGAAGACGAGGAUGAAAACUUGUAUACUUUCUUCUUUUCCCGUUAGAUACUUGCUUUUUCAUGAUCGGUUCUACUUUUUGGGGGUUUCGUAGGGAAGACGAAGAUGGAAUUGAGAGCAGUUGCUUUUAAAGCACAAUUAUUUAUGUGCUUUCUAUUUAAUUUCAUACUGCUUAAAUAUAUGUAAUUGAACUGGGCUUUUGUCUUUCUUGACUUGUAUAUGGAUUUCCAUCUAUUACCUCUCUAGCUAAUUAUUGGCUCUACUUUUUUGGUAAAAUACUGUUGGUGUUGAUA